Arabidopsis thaliana (thale cress) is the source of this 1885-nucleotide messenger RNA. RefSeq names its product Homeodomain-like transcriptional regulator. The record is from RefSeq and is marked reviewed. Gene Ontology annotation, biological process: regulation of DNA-templated transcription; regulation of gene expression; DNA-templated transcription. Gene Ontology annotation, molecular function: DNA binding. Gene Ontology annotation, cellular component: nucleus. NCBI's taxonomy places the organism in Eukaryota, Viridiplantae, Streptophyta, Magnoliopsida, Brassicales, Brassicaceae. Bases 846 to 1712 code for a protein of 288 amino acids. The transcript is spliced from 2 exons.
AUUACUAUGCAAGGUGACAAAAAAAUAGAAAGAAGUAAAAAAGAGAAUCAAAUCUUAAAUUUUAAGAAGAAAAGAAAAAACAGCAUCAACCAAAAAUAAUAAUUUAUCAAGGACAGAACUAUAAGAGCCCAAAUCAUCACCUCCUUUCUCUGCCUACUUCUCUCUUUUUUUUUUAACUCGAGAAGUUUAUAAUCUGGUUUCUGAUUUUAGUUUUCUUUCCAUUUAUGGGUUCAUUUGCUUCUUCUUGCACGUUAUAGUUUUCCUAAUUGGGUAAGCUCCAAGGUAGCUUCUUCAAUAUUAAUUUCAUUUUUUUCAUUUUCUGUAGCCAUAUGUUUAUUUUCCCGAGAAAUAUUAUCCACACCCAGAUCUUUAAAUCUCUUUUAACUCUGAGUCUCUGAUACUUAAAUACCACUCAUGCUGCUUAUUAGCUCCACCAAAUCUGGAAAACCAAUAGAUUCUUUUUAUUUCUUCUGCAAAAAUCUCAGAGCUACCCUAAAAAUUCUCUCUUUUUGACUCACUUACCAGAUCUCCACUAGAUUUUACUCAAUUCUUUUUCAAAAGGUUUAAACUUUUAUAGAUUCCUUGAAGUGGGUCUAAGCAAUGCUUCAGAGAAAUUCCGAUGAUUUCUUCUCUAACCAAAAUAAAAAUGAAGUAUCAUUUGAUAGUGAUUUUUGUGUUCUUCUUUUGAUUCUCUUAUCUCUUCCUUCCCAUCAAUAAACCCAAAAAAAUUAAUAUCAUUUUUGGGAUCUUAUUGAUCCCAAAAUUCGUAAAUCCGUUGACCUUUGUCGGCAUGAUUUGUUCUUACUUACCGUAAAAAAAACAGAGCUAGGUUUUAGUUUUCGGACAUGGAGGUUAUGAGACCGUCGACGUCACACGUGUCAGGUGGGAACUGGCUCAUGGAGGAAACUAAGAGCGGCGUCGCAGCUUCUGGUGAAGGUGCCACGUGGACGGCGGCAGAGAACAAGGCAUUCGAGAAUGCUUUGGCGGUUUACGACGACAACACUCCUGAUCGGUGGCAGAAGGUGGCUGCGGUGAUUCCGGGGAAGACAGUGAGUGACGUAAUUAGACAGUAUAACGAUUUGGAAGCUGAUGUCAGCAGCAUCGAGGCCGGUUUAAUCCCGGUCCCCGGUUACAUCACCUCGCCGCCUUUCACUCUAGAUUGGGCCGGCGGCGGUGGCGGAUGUAACGGGUUUAAACCGGGUCAUCAGGUUUGUAAUAAACGGUCGCAGGCCGGUAGAUCGCCGGAGCUGGAGCGGAAGAAAGGCGUUCCUUGGACGGAGGAAGAACACAAGCUAUUUCUAAUGGGUUUGAAGAAAUAUGGGAAAGGAGAUUGGAGAAACAUAUCUCGGAACUUUGUGAUAACGCGAACGCCAACACAAGUAGCUAGCCACGCCCAAAAGUACUUCAUCCGGCAACUUUCCGGCGGCAAGGACAAGAGACGAGCAAGCAUUCACGACAUAACCACCGUAAAUCUCGAAGAGGAGGCUUCUUUGGAGACCAAUAAGAGCUCCAUUGUUGUUGGAGAUCAGCGUUCAAGGCUAACCGCGUUUCCUUGGAACCAAACGGACAACAAUGGAACACAGGCAGACGCUUUCAAUAUAACGAUUGGAAACGCUAUUAGUGGCGUUCAUUCAUACGGCCAGGUUAUGAUUGGAGGGUAUAACAAUGCAGAUUCUUGCUAUGACGCCCAAAACACAAUGUUUCAACUAUAGCUAAUGAAGAUCCAUCUCUCUAAUUAAAAAGUGUAAGUUAAAUUCUUAAUUUUUCAUAUGGACGAAACAAUCAUAUUUGGCAAUUGUAUAAUAAACGUCCAUUGUUUUAAUUCCAAAUUGAAAUAGUUAAUAAAAGUCUCUUGACAGUGCCUAAGUUAUCUUUGAGUAAAAUU